Messenger RNA from Emericellopsis cladophorae, 537 nucleotides. RefSeq lists its product as uncharacterized. The record is from RefSeq and is a predicted model, not a curated record. The transcript has 6 exons. The coding region runs from base 1 to 537 and encodes 178 amino acids. NCBI's taxonomy places the organism in Eukaryota, Fungi, Ascomycota, Sordariomycetes, Hypocreales, Bionectriaceae.
AUGGGCCAUGAACAUCGCGGGGCCGCCUCUUUCGGGCGCGAGGAGAGGCGGUCAGCGCUGCGUGGCGGUAUGCCACUGCACACUAUUGCUCCCCCGUCCUGGGUAAAGUUCGAGGUUGAGAUGCAGCGUGUCUCGGCGCGCGCUGCCGACAUCAGCGCCCAGCCUGGCCAUUCGUUCGAUACAAUCAUGUGCGCGAGAGUCGUCCGCGAUCCACACCAUGUCGAGCUGGCCGCGAGGGAGGCUAGCCACCUGGCCAACGGUCGGGUCUGGUCGGUCCCGGUGGAGAUGGCCCUGCUCGAGUCGACGACUUGCAAGGCUAUCAAUGUGCAAAAUCAACUGCUGGGAACUCCUCGUGACAAGCUGCAGGCGUUGAAGCAAACAACGCUUAUGUCGACCCCAGCAGCUACAUGUAGUCUCCUCGUCGUGGCCUGUGUGAUCUGGGCGCGUACACCCAACACAAGGAACACGUCGUAUCUGAACGCCAUGUCAUUCUCGCCCAUGAUGGCCGUGGGCGCACAGUCCUUGGUCGCCAUAUGA